AUGCAUUUGAUGUAUACGUUGGACAAAGAUGGCAACAGGGUGUACACUCUGAAAAAAGUCACGGACGAGGGCAGAAUCACGAAAUCCGCGCAUCCCGCUCGCUUCUCGCCCGAUGACAAGUUCUCCCGCCAUCGAGUAACAGUGAAAAAGCGGUACGGCGUACUGCUCACACAAUUGCCCGCGAAGCCCAUGUAA
Molecule: messenger RNA, 195 nt
Organism: Coprinopsis cinerea okayama7#130
Lineage: Eukaryota; Fungi; Basidiomycota; Agaricomycetes; Agaricales; Psathyrellaceae
Product: Nop10 family nucleolar RNA-binding protein
Exons: 3
Coding region: 1-195 (64 amino acids)
Biological process (GO): rRNA pseudouridine synthesis; positive regulation of telomerase RNA localization to Cajal body; snRNA pseudouridine synthesis
Cellular component (GO): box H/ACA telomerase RNP complex; box H/ACA snoRNP complex
Molecular function (GO): box H/ACA snoRNA binding; telomerase RNA binding
Source: RefSeq, a predicted model, not a curated record